UGCAGCCUGAAGGUUUGGACCACUCUUGUGCUGACCGGACUCCACUUCUCUUUCUACUGGAUGACAACUUCUACUAUCCAAGCAUGAGAUAUGAAGUGUACCAACUUGCAAGAAAGCAUUCACUGGGGUUUGGAGUCAUGCAUCAGCAGAAACCAGAGCAGGUCUGAGCCCAUUCCCACUGAGGUGAUAUUAGAGAUGGUGAAGCGCUUGGAGUCUCCAAAUCCACAGAAGAACCCAUGGGAGACAAAAAGCAUUUACCUCAACACUACAGACAAUUUGUCCAAAUGUGACAUCCAGAAGGUAAUGGAGUUGAUCUCCUCUGCACUGAGCAACCCGCUGAGCCCUGUAGAGGACAACACUGAACAAAAGGAAGCCGCCCGUCUGAAAUGUGCCUCUAGUGUGGUCCACCAGGCUGACCAGGCCUGUCGACGCCUGAUCUCUGAGGCCAUGAAGACUGCCAGAGAAAAUCAAGUGUCCUCUGGACACAUGAGGUCUCUGGCGACCCAGCUGAAUGAAUCCAAAGCAACAUUUCUUCACAACCUGCGAAAACAGUUGCUUCAGGAAACGUCGCUCACUCAAGAAGAGGACUUUGAUGUGGAACGUGUGGUGAAAAGAGCAGUGGAUGUUUUCGACCACGAGAAAAAGGAGAUCUUGCUGAGAAUCAUAAAUGACCAUAAAUGACUUUUUUCCACAAAGCAAUAUUUAAUUGCAUCCAGUCAUUAGUGAAUGUGUGUAAUUUGUAUUUAAUUAAAUGUAAAUAAAAUGCUGGUUACCUCA
Seriola dumerili (greater amberjack) is the source of this 777-nucleotide messenger RNA. RefSeq names its product L-seryl-tRNA(Sec) kinase-like. Lineage: Eukaryota; Metazoa; Chordata; Actinopteri; Carangiformes; Carangidae. The transcript is spliced from 5 exons. The record is from RefSeq and is a predicted model, not a curated record. Gene Ontology annotation, molecular function: tRNA binding; kinase activity. Bases 91 to 681 code for a protein of 196 amino acids.